Lindgomyces ingoldianus is the source of this 612-nucleotide messenger RNA. RefSeq lists its product as uncharacterized. The transcript is spliced from 3 exons. NCBI's taxonomy places the organism in Eukaryota, Fungi, Ascomycota, Dothideomycetes, Pleosporales, Lindgomycetaceae. The record is from RefSeq and is a predicted model, not a curated record. The coding region runs from base 1 to 612 and encodes 203 amino acids.
AUGUUGGCAUUCCUCCGCAUGCACCUCGACAAGGUACUCCCGCCAGUGCCAGAGUCCAGGGAGGAGGUAAUGGCGGCUCCCGUUGAAAGGCAGGGGUUCGUCAUGCCUCCCAUCCUCCCGGACGCGUUCGAACGCGGCCUCGAGGACCAGGGCAUCCGCCUCCAACUCCAAUUUGGACGGAUGUCGUUCGUCAACAAACUUAAGCCCCUCCAAGACCACUUGGAGAACGAGAACGCCAUCUACGCCUGGGAGAACCACCAGAUGAAGGAGCGUGUCGCAUCCUACGCCACCGCUAUGGGCAACGCUGUUGCGGCUCUUGAGUGGCUCCAUGAAGUCAAUCCGGACAUCGACUACGAGGGACACUCUGUCAAGGCUGCCAAUGAGCUCUACCGCCUUGCGCAGGAUGAGCCAGAAUUUUACGAUGCGCUUGAGCAGGGACGAGAGAGGAUGUGGGAUUUGGGAUCGAAGUUGAAAGACGGCACCGACAGGAAGCGACUGAAGCAGAUCGACGAGGUCAGGGCCAGAGCUCUUGCUGAGGGCGAAACAGAGGCGAACGCUAUGAGUAAAGCUGCUAACGACGCCGCCGACAACAACACCAAGCACCAUAAGUGA